Messenger RNA from Rhincodon typus (whale shark), 7526 nucleotides. RefSeq names its product histone deacetylase 4 (gene hdac4). Gene Ontology annotation, cellular component: histone deacetylase complex. Gene Ontology annotation, molecular function: histone deacetylase activity. Bases 686 to 3865 code for a protein of 1059 amino acids. Lineage: Eukaryota; Metazoa; Chordata; Chondrichthyes; Orectolobiformes; Rhincodontidae. Gene Ontology annotation, biological process: negative regulation of transcription by RNA polymerase II; chromatin organization. The transcript is spliced from 28 exons. The record is from RefSeq and is a predicted model, not a curated record.
CGUGUUCAACCACCAAGUCUCUCCACCCCCCCCCACCCCGAGCAAAGCUGCUGUCGCUUCGCAAGCUUGUUGUUCAGUGAGUGUCAGUGAGGCGAGCAAACAUGGCGGAACCCCUCAGCGAGCCGCAUUGAUUCUCUCCAGCACGUCGCUAGAUAUCCCCAUUUUCCGUCGGUAAAAUCUGAUCUACUCGACCCACAAACGCCCUUCCCACCAAACAAGCUCUCAUCUACCGCUCACUGGCUGCAGCGCUCGGGUUCACAUUUGGAAGUACAGUGAAGCAAACGCUUAGUUGGAAAGUAUUGCCUUGACUGCAGUACAGGAUGGUUUACUGACCAAGACUUUAUUCAUUUACUAAACUUGUACAUAUGCCUGGAGUGUUGGAGUUCCUGGGGACUGCCUUUUUACUCAUUUGGAAAAUUUGACCCAUUAUCAUUUGCUACAACUGUGGACAGUCUAAAUGAUGACCUCUCAAAGCCAUUCAGAAUCGUUUAUGUCUGGGGAAGAGAAGUAACUAUUGUAGCGGCCAUUACGUGAAGUCUCAUGUUACAAAGGAUAUACCAGUAGAGUUAAAUUUUGAGAGGAUCCCAAUUUCCAGGUUAAAAUCAGAACAGCUCUUCCCAAAGAUGAUGGACUUUCUGGUCGAGAUCAGUCGAUUGAGUUGCUGACCCCUUCAAGAGUGAAUCACAUGCCCAGUACUGUUGAUAUAAGCACAGCAUUGCCUCCACAAGUCCAGCCCAGUACACCAAUGGAUCUUCGCCUUGAUCAUCAGUUUCCAGUGCCAGCUGCUGACCCCAAUGUACAAGAACAACAACUACAACAAGAACUCAUUGCUCUGAAACAAAAACAGCAAAUCCAACGUCAACUUCUAAUAGCAGAAUUUCAGAGACAACAUGAGCAGCUCUCACGACAACAUGAAGCCCAACUGCAAGAACAUAUAAAGCACCAGCAGGACUUGCUUGCACUGAAGCACCAACAAGAAAUUUUGGAACAACAGCGUAAACUGGAACAGCAUCGUCAAGAGCAGGAGAUGGAGAAACAACACAGAGAACAGAAACUAAUGCUGCUAAAGAAUAAAGAGAAAGGAAAAGAAAGUGCAGUAGCAAGUACAGAAGUGAAAUUAAGACUUCAGGAGUUUGUCCUGAAUAAAAAGAAAGCUGCAGCACACAGGGCGAUAAAUCAUUCCAUUCCAAAUGACCCAAGAUUUUGGUACGGAAAAACGCAGCAUGGCUCAUUAGACCAGAGUUCGCCACCUCAAAGCAGCAUAUCUGCCUCAUACAAUCAUCCAAUGCUAGGGAUGUACGAUCCCAAAGAUGACUUCCCGCUCAGAAAAACAGCGUCAGAGCCAAACUUAAAGGUACGCUCCAGAUUAAAACAGAAAGUGGCAGAGAGAAGAAGUAGCCCUUUACUUCGAAGAAAGGAUGGCAGCGCCAUAACCACACUUAAAAAGAGACCCAUGGAUGUUCCAGAUUCAGCUUGUAACAGUGCUCCUGGAUCUGGCCCAAGCUCCCCCAACAACAGCUCCAACAACAUCACUACAGAAAAUGGGAUUACAGGAUCAGCAACCAACAUGCCAACGGAGUCUACAAUGCCUCACAAACUCGUUACUCGAGAUGGCUCAGUGACACAAUUGCCUCUGUAUACUUCGCCAUCUUUGCCCAACAUAACUCUAGGUCUGCCAGCCACAGGUCCCUCUAGUGGAGCCUCUGGGCAAGCAGAAGGUGAAAGAGUGGGCAUACAAGGACUCCCAUUGAACACUCCAUUUAUUGCUGGUACUCACCUACCACAUUACAUCACCACUUUGGAUAAAGAUGGCAGUAGUGGGCACACACCUCUCUUGCAACAUAUGGUCUUACUGGACCAAUCUACACCACAAAGUCCACUCAUAACUGGAUUGGGAGCAUUACCCAUUCACCCCCAAUCGCUCGUUGGCCCAGACAGAGUUUCGCCUUCCAUACACAAGCUUAGACAGCACCGUCCGUUAGGGAGGACGCAGUCAGCACCGCUGCCACAGAAUGCACAGGCCUUACAACAGCUGGUCAUACAGCAGCAGCAUCAGCAGUUCCUGGAGAAACACAAACAGCAGUUCCAGCAACAACAGAUUCACAUUAACAAGUUGAUGCCAAAGCCUAGCGAGCAGCCAAGGCAACAUGAAAGUCACCCUGAAGAAACAGAAGAGGAGCUCCGAGAACAUCAGGCCAUGCCAGAAGAACCAUACUCUGACAGAAAUGUCAAUCAGAAUGAGUCUACAGCUAUGAACAAGGUGGUACAGGUAAAACAAGAGCCAAUUGAAAGUGAUGAGGAAGAGGAAGAGCAACGAGAGCAGCUGGAGCAAAGAAAGAGGCAGGCAGAGCAACAGCAGGAACUACUCUUCAGACAGCAAGCGCUUCUCCUGGAACAGCAACGUAUUCAUCAGCUUCGCAAUUAUCAAGCAUCCAUGGAAGCUGCAGGGAUCCCAAUAUCAUACAGCGGGCACCGUCCACUCUCCCGAGCGCAAUCAUCACCUGCUUCUGCUACCUUUCCUAUCUCUGUUCAAGAACCACCCAGUAAACCUCAGUUCACUACAGGUCUUGUAUAUGAUACACUGAUGCUAAAACAUCACUGUACCUGUGGAAAUACAAACAGCCAUCCAGAACAUGCGGGCAGAAUCCAGAGUAUCUGGUCCCGACUCCAAGAGACAGGCCUACGCAGCAAAUGUGAGUGUAUUAGAGGAAGGAAAGCAUCUCUGGAGGAGCUACAGGUCGUCCAUUCGGAGCAGCAUGCAUUACUUUAUGGCACAAACCCACUGAACAGACAGAAGCUUGAUAGUAAGAAACUGCUAGGUUCCGUCACUCCAAUGUUUGUUAUGCUUCCUUGUGGCGGUCUUGGAGUUGACAGUGAUACAAUUUGGAAUGAGAUCCACUCAUCCAGUGCUGCACGCUUAGCAGUGGGCUGUGUAAUUGAACUUGUUUUCAAAGUGGCAACUAAGGAAUUAAAGAAUGGAUUUGCAGUUGUAAGGCCUCCUGGACACCAUGCAGAGGAGAGCACACCAAUGGGAUUCUGCUACUUCAAUUCUGUGGCCAUUGCUACUAAACUCCUACAGCAGAGGUUGAAUGUCAGCAAAAUCCUUAUAGUGGACUGGGAUGUGCAUCAUGGCAAUGGAACACAACAGGCUUUCUACAGUGACCCCAACGUGUUGUACAUUUCAUUGCAUCGCUACGAUGAUGGCAACUUCUUCCCUGGCAGUGGAGCCCCAGAUGAGGUUGGGACCGGUGCAGGAGUCGGAUUUAACCUCAACAUGGCCUGGACUGGAGGUCUGGAUCCACCAAUGGGAGAUGCUGAAUAUUUGACUGCAUUUAGGACAGUAGUGAUGCCCAUUGCUAAUGAGUUUGCCCCUGAUAUGGUGCUUGUGUCUUCUGGAUUCGAUGCAGUAGAAGGACACCCUGCCCCUCUUGGAGGUUACAAAGUCUCUGCUAAGUGUUUUGGCUACCUUACCAAACAGCUGAUGGGCCUGGCUGGAGGCCGUGUCGUGCUAGCCCUGGAAGGGGGCCAUGAUCUCACUGCCAUUUGUGAUGCCUCAGAAGCAUGUGUUUCUGCUUUACUUGGAAAUGAGCUGGAGCCAUUCACACAAGAAGUGUUGCAGCAAAGACCAAAUCCCAAUGCUGUUCGUUCCAUUGAAAAUGUAAUUGAAAUACAAAGUAAAUACUGGAAGUCGUUACAGCGCUUUUCCUCAACUGUGGGCUAUUCGCUGAUAGAGGCCCAGAGGUGUGAUAAGGAAGAAGCUGACACGGUGACAGCUAUGGCUUCAUUGUCAAUGGGGGUUAAACAAGGAUCUAAUACUGAGAAGAGGCCAGAUGACGAACCCAUGGAGGAAGAGCCACCUAUGUAGUUACCAGCUUUUGCACACAAUAUCUUUAUUUCUCUAACUCUGCCAAGACUUCAUUCUGUAUCUCCUGUGUCCUGCUGUGGUGUUCUUCCAGAAUCCAAGGACAACUGGGCAAAAUGCUGGCAAUAAAAAAAAGUAAAAGUUUUUUUUACCUCUCUGUCCAUUCCUGAAAUAGGCUUGUGGGACAGCCAGCAUUUACUUUGGCAGAGUCACCAAGGAGAUGUAAUCUCAAAGCUCUGCUCUGAGUUUACCUACUUAAAACUUCUCCUGUCUCAGGCAGUCAACCACUGUUUCUAAUGUUCUUGUCCUUUAGCAAAGGAUUUAAUGCCACCUACAAGUCCGGAUGUGUUGAUUGUAAUCUCAACAAAAUCAUGUGACAUACAGUAAUUAUUCAGAGAACAUUUACAGUGUGGAGAGAGACUAUACCAGAAUGGAAGAGAACCAAGAGGGUGUUUUCUAAGAAUCCCUAUGAAGACAUGAGCGUUUGUGCCUUUUUAUCAACAGUUGGUUGCUGAUUUUGAAUUGAGGAACAAUGCCUUAAAAGUGUGGAAAUGAUUCCUCCAUUGUUAUGUGGAAAAAUGGUGAUGAAGAAGCCUUGUGUUUCCUGGCAUGUGUGCAAAAAAAAUCCAAGAUCCAGUCUUUGCCUGGAUUUUCAUACCCUAUUGGAGUACCAUUUUUGCUGUUUGUCCAAACAAAUCCUAACCUAUUUUAAGGUAGUUGCCAGUCCAGAGUGGCAGAUAUACUGUUGGAAAUUGUCAGGUUAUCAUUAAAACCUGCUUUAAUUCUUAUGCUGGGUUAUGUAACAGAGUAGUAUAGGGAAUCAACCAAUAACAAAGCAUGUGUUAGGUUGAACUGCAACAGGUAAACGUUUAAAAAUUGGAAUGUUGCUCAAAAGCAUGAUGCAGGAUUUUUUUCCAAACUUCCACUUCGGUGGUCCUCAUUUCUAAUAGAAACUGAAAACCAAUAAUAAUCUCUUAUCCAUUAGACAACAAGAGGCUUUUGAUGAUAAGACCAGGUAAUUUGUUAAUAAUACAGGAGAUAAUCAUGUACAAAUGUUUUCUUAGACCAAGUUUGAUUUUAUUUGAUGGGCACUUACAGGGAAAACGAUGGCUUUUUACUGACGAUGGGAAAAGAUGGAUUGUGGAUACUUAGAGGAGUACCUCACUAUGAAAGUUUGUGGUCAGCCAACAUGUUUAAGUCACUUGGCAACUACCUUAAUCAUUGCUUUUUUUUAAAAAUUUGUGUUUAUUUUUACUCCUGGUAAACCAUUUAACAAAUAAUAUCUACUUUUAUAUAAAGAAAUCCUUACAAGUUUUUAAACCAUGUUUCAUAAGACCUAAUAACUUGUUUUUUUUUAAUUACUUUUUUGGUAAGAAUUCCAGUUACCUUUACCACUGAUAUUUUUCUGAAAUCCUUCUGUUCUCUUCAUGACUUUUUUUUGUGGUUAGUCCUUGGUUCCAGUCUAAUUUUAAUUUUCCUUAUUUUUUUCCUACAUGGAACGUAGCUUUCUGACAGCUUAAAAGGAGUGUACUGGAGAUUUUCAGGAGAAAGUAAUUUGAGUGAGGGAUCUUGUUCAAACUUUGUGUAAUGAUUCCAGUUGGUGUAUAUUACUAUAUGAUCUGUUCUAAGUAGAUUUAUAAAUGAAGUCUUGUAAGAAUAGUAUUGCAAGGUGAUAUCAUACCCAUUUAAAUAUGAGUAAUACUACAGUGAUACUAUAUUUGAUAUUUGUAACUGGUUGCACUGCAGAAGGCUGCCGUUUGCUAAGGGGGAGUUAGCAUUAAGGUUUUCAGUUGCUCCACUCUGAAACCAAGGAAGGAAGGUUGUUAUUUGGAUUUUGUCCAAAGACUGACUUUUUACAGUAUGAUCUGUGAGCUGUGUUUAUCAGCUAUUGACAGGGGUGGAAAGUGCUUGGUCCUGGGCCCAUGUUUGAUUCCAUUCUGCAGUUGAUUGGGUUGGCCCCAGAAUGUGACAAAUGCUGGUUGAAGCCUUGGCUGUAAAACAGCAUUAUCGCUACAGUGUGGAAGAAGGUGCACUAUCCUGUCAUCUGUUCAUGUACACAAGCACGCUCACUCUUGGAAUUUAUGGAACAACUGACAUUGGGGGUCAUUAACUAGUAACUUUUUUCUCUAUGAGUAAAUGGUUUUCAUUCCUCCUUUUGUAAUGGUUGCUUGAAGCUUAAUGAAUUUAGCGCUGUGAGGAGUAUGUGGAGCAUGUGUGUGUGUGUGUGAGAUGUUUGGCAACACUGAAUAAGGGCACUACUGUAUUUUUGUUUUAAAACAGAUUUACACAACAUAAAAUAUAACCAGCUGUAAUCUUUAAGACAGUGUUCCACACUUUCUAUAGGAUUAUGUAUGUUUGAUUGCAAAGCAAUUAACACAUCAAUUCUGUGACUUUUAAGAAACUGUUUGCAUCUACUCUUGAUGUUAAACAUUCCUUUAAAUAAGUGGGAGUUAUGUAUUCAUUCCUUCUUUUGAUAAGGUGAAUUUAAACAUUGUUUUAAGAGGGCCCAUUGUUUGUUUUCUUUUAAGGGGCAUUGAACUGUUUUCUUUUUCAUAUGGAAGAUAGUGAGCUUGCAUGUGCCACAAGCAGAGAUACCAUUUGUUCUGUACAGGUAUGCACGCAAUUUGCGAAGUUGUUUCCAGGGCAGCUUACCGAGUUUCGCUUUCUUUCUUCAUGGCAUCUGAAGAUGAGGUUUUGACAUUUUUUCUGAUGAAUAUAUUAGCAAACCUCAGAAAGAGAUGCCUCUGUCUUAUUGAAAUAUCUUCAAAUAUCAGUCUCUUUAAUACUGUUAUAACACGAUACUUAAAUUUGACAAAAAAUAAUCUAGCACUUGUGUCAUUACCAGUAGAAUAUUGCAUAACCUGCAUAUAAAGUUUUAAGAACACACAGCAAAAAAAUGGUAAAACUGUUAACUGCCUGUGUCUUCUUGGGGCCAACCCUUUUGAGACGAGCAUUUUUUUUUUCUGGACUAAGUAUUUAAGAUCCAUAAACAGUUAACCUUUCAGCGCAGCUGUUCUUUAUCUCUGCCACCAUAAAUCGUGUAGCGGUAAUCCACUUAGCAGUUGUGUAUUGUGAUCGAUGUGGAUGAAUAUUUACUAAGAGAGGUUUUUUGGGGGCGGUAUUGUAGUUACGAAGCAGGAGCGAUGGCUACCUGUCAGCCUCACUUUCCUCCGUGUUUUGAUAUUGACUGCAAAGUAUCACGUUACGAUGUAUUACAUUUUGUGCUCCAUAGUGGAGGCGCCUUUUGUUUUCUUUUCCAGUUUGAGGGGAUGAAAAAUGAGUGAGAUGGAUUUUAAAGUUUGUUCACCCAAAAACUUUUAUUUCAGGUAUGUAGUGAUGGAAGUUGUAAUUAUAUUUUAACCUUCUUUGUACCUAUCCACAUUCAAAAUGACACCACCAUUGUUAUCAGUACCAGUGAACUGAUUUUCUGUAUUUUAGCCACAAUCAAUUAUUGUAUGGACCUACUUUAUUGGUGAUAGCCUUAUUGUGGUAGCUUUUGAUGGUCUUCAUUUGCCUGUUGAAAUGGGUCAGGCUUUCAGUCUGACCAAUGAUGUAUCUCCUUGACAGUACAGACUUCAUUUUUGACUUUAUUAGGAGUCCAGUAUUUUGUACCACAUUAUGACAACUUGCUAUUGUGGUGUAAAUAAAACUAAUUACAACAUUA